AGGAUACAGCUAAUUGUUUCAAAAAGGUCUAACUUUGAUAUUUAUAUUUUUCGUGAAAAAGCAAGGCUAUAGUCUUACCAACAUCGUCAAUUUUGGAAGAGAAAAUUUUUGCUUCAAAAUAAUGCCGAUGAAAGGAAACUUGACCAGGAAGAGGUAAAAACCAACUUUGUUUAUCGAAGGAUACAGCUAAUUAUUUCAAAAAGGUCUAACUUUGAUAUUUGCAUUUUUCGUAAAAAAGCAAGGCUAUAGGCUUAUCAAAACCGUCAAUUCUGAAGGCAAACUUUUUUCUAAAAUUUCAAAUGAAAACAAAACAAUUGGAUCAGAAAAUGUUUUGAUGAAUAUGCAGGAAACAAUUUGACCAAGUUUUGAAGAAUGUGCAGGCAGCACUCUUAACAAAGAAUAUUCCUGUGUGGGAAAUUUUCUCUAAAAUGUAAGUCCAGGGGUUCCUGAAAUUGUCAUUUUCUGAAGGAAAAAGUUGUGUUACAAAAUGAAGGAAAUUAAAGGCAAUUAGACUAGACUGAGUUAGAAAUUAACUUAACUGCAGAUAAUGCAGCAAAUGUAAUCACGAGUUUCUAUGCAUGUAAUGUUUUUGUAGGAUCAUUGUUUUAGUCUUCAAAAACCUGUAAACGGAAGUCGGCUACAAUUUUUCUCUAAAAAACAGAUUUAUGAUAAUAUGGCUAUAAAAAGCUAGUUUUUGCGUUAUGUGUUGAAGGAUGCGCAAUUUCACAGAACAUAACAAGAUUUUACUUUUGGUUAAAAACGUAAAAAGCACUUUUAGGCUGGCAAAUUGUUCAUAUUUGUAGCUAGUUUUCAUGGUUUGGAUAAAUACAAAUUUUAAGAGCUUUUGUCAGAAUUGAUUAGCAAUCAAUGUAGUAUCUUGAAUUGUUCAAGGCUUUUGAAGAAAUCAUAUUUUUUAGAUAACAUUUCUAAAAAACUGCAAUGUUUCAUAGCAUUAAAUCUUCAACUGUUUACAGCGAAUGUUUCUCUAAAAUGUAAUAGAUUCAAGGUCACUAUGUUAUGGAGUAACUCAGUUUGUACAGCAAUUUUUGAAGAACAUUGCUAAUUUUUAGAUGUGUUCAAUUUUCCCAAAGGCAUUGAUAAAGGCUUGGCAAAUUUUUCAACUUUUGAUUACAAAAUCAAAAAACGACUAAAGACAGCUUGAUCUGAAAGAGCUAAAAGUUACUUUGCUUCUAAGAAUUACGUUGAUAAAAUGCAAUGUCUGAAAUACAUGAUGCCUUAAACCUUGCAGUUUAUAGAUAUUUCAAAGUGAAUUUUUUUAUUUUGAAGACGGUGAACACUUUUUAUUAUUGUAACUAUCAUAGUAAAACAUAAGUUGAAUUCCGAUCUUGUCUUGAAGCACUUUCAUAGGCAGGCAGCCCAAUAACUAAUUUAUGAAAACGUCAAGCAUCUCCUUUUCGUCACUACGAUGAACUUGGAAAUAGUUGGCUGUCCUGAGAUUUAAGCCAUAAUCACAUUAAUUCAUAGUUUUUUGUUUAGGACAGUUUGUGGAUUUUGAAAAGCAUUAAAUUCGUUUCUUUUUGGCAUUAAUACAAACAGCAGAAUAGUAAUGCUGCAUUUUUUUGGUAUUCAGCAUUUGGAGAAAAAAUACGGUUUGCUAUUCAUUUCGCAAGUUUCGUGGUGUCACUAGCAAAGAUUUAUUUAAAUAUUACUUUAUCAUCUUGCAAUAGGAAUCGUCAAUUUCGGUGUUUUACAACCAAUUAAAAACAGUGUGGCACCUGCUAGAUAUUUUAAGAAAGUUAUGACCUGAACAAUUUUGACUGUGAAUUGCAUACGUAUUUCACAAAUACAAGCAUUUGUCGCAGCAGAUGUAUGGACCCUAUCUUAUCAAUCAUUCUAACAAAAGAUUCAUCAAGAUAAAUUAAGAGUUAGAAGCAAGUAAUCAUAAUUGUAAUAUGAUUUAUUAUAAAAUUUACCUGUUACAAUCACUGUCGUCUAAAAUAGAAAUCAAUAUGCUUAUAAAGUCGGUACGUGAUUUUGACAACGUAGAUUUGAUUGCAAAAGGCGGAAACAAAACAAUUAUAAAUUUUUGAAUUUCUUUUUGGUGUCUCCACAAUAAAGCUGAAUUUUGUUCAAUACAGGCACACUCUCUUUGCUAUUUCUGUGUAAUAUGUGAAUAUACUUUGAGGGCUGAAGGCAGUACUCUAAUCAAUACACUUUUAUAUCACAACAACUUUAGAGAACACCAGUCCCACCCCCUGGCAGAAUCAGAGGUUUCAAUUAUCACAACGGUUUACUUGCUGUUCCUGAUAUCAUAGUGAUGAGCAUCUGUUGGUAAUGCUAUAGAAGCCUAAAAUCUGUCGGUACAGCGAAGAAGAAAGAUCAACAAAAGGGUUUCAAAUUCACAAUAAAAAAUAAUUUACCAGCUUGCGCUCUCGAGCAACAGAUUUCCCUCGAAACAAUUAUGAUUGUACUCAGUAAAGAACGUCGUAGUUGCUAAAGCCGAACGCAAUAACAACAGACAGUGCAAGGAAAGAGAACUUCCUUGGAUAGCUGACGCGGCAAAAUCUUCAAAAACAUUCUUUGAGAAAAAAAACAGCAAAAAAGGUGGUAUGUUUUUUAGAUAUUUAACAUGGGUUUGUGCUUAUUUCCAGGCAUUUAGUUACGACAGGGUUUAUCUCCAUAAAAACGUUUUUCUACAGCAGUCGAAAAAAAAUUGUAAGUGGACCAUGGAAGCAGAAUUCCAUCCUUAAUACAAAUCCUGAUGUGUCUUGUGUGUCUUAUCUAAGCGUAAGCACAACAGCAACAUGACAGACUGACUUCAUCUAUAAACAUGUAUCCAAACUGGCUUUCGUAUGACGAUUGAUGACGAGAGUCGACACAAUGCAAUUUUUAAUGUUUUUGAUACCAUACGAUUGAUAAAGCUUUAUAAUCGAAGACUUAAAUUUUGAUUGUUUCUUUCUAUCAAUAUCUUUUCUCAAGCUCAAAACUAACAUUCUGGGGGUUUCAGAAUAAAGAUCAAAAUCUUUUAAACUCGUCUCAGUGGAUGUUGAGGUUCGGAUUGAGAAUCAUAGUUCACAGCAAAAGCUUUCGUAAGCCUUUCUAUUACAUCAUUUUUUAAAAAAUCAGCAUCAUCUACUUAAAUCACACAAGUAGAAAUAAAGGUAACUAUGAACCAUGAAAACCAUGGAAAUUAAUCUUAAUAAAACUUUAAAGCACUCACCAGAUAACUUUGCUUUCCCUCUGAAACAUUUUUGUGUCCAGCAGGAACCUCGAUUCUGCAAAUUUGUUUUCCCAUUUACAAUUACUUCUGUACUGUCCCCAGCAUUCAUUAUCUGUGACGUCAGAGGAGCACCAGGGACAUAUGCCUGUCACUUUUGUAAAAGUGCCCUUUCCUCGGAAGUUUUUGUCCCUCCCUACAUUUGCCCUUAGAUAAGAAAUAGACCCGACGUCCAAGGUCUCUACUUUAUUUGUGUCUUUGGGUGCCAGAAUACGUUUACACCUACGAUCAUUCUAAAAAUGUCAAGCUGCAUGACGUUAAAAUCAAAGGGACUGGCAAGACCAAUCGGGAGUAAGGAAACCUGAACCUGGAUAUGUACACGCCAACAGUUCACCAAUUAUAAAGCAAAAUCAAAUAGCAAUUUUUACUCCAUAUUAAAUAAUGUAGCCAAGGUGGUAAGAAGGGAGCAAAGGCGAGCUUAGCUGGAGGAGGUAUAAGGGCUUUCUCCUAGAAACGUUUUUCUGACCACACCAUUUGAUUUGGGAUGACAGAGCAUGCCCUGUAUGAAAAAAUCUGUGUCAUUGACUUUGCUUUAAAGGGCAUAUGUCGCAUUAGCAUUUGGCUAAUAAAACAAAAGCGUUUGGAGUGGAAUUCCAUUGUUUCGUGACUUUUCAUUUCUUCUUAAUUAAUUUUUGCCGUAAAAAUUCAUCCUCGACUCCAUGCUUUGUACUAAACAAAAGUGAUAAUUGUAUUGCAGUAGCCAGUCAUGUUCACGACACAUGUCCUUUAAUAUGUUGCAGAUUUGGGCUUUCCACUGAAACCAAAUUUCUGAUAAUUGUUUGGGCGCAUCCUUUGUUUUGCUAGUGUACAUAUCAUCAGUUAUUGUAUCAUCUAAUUUUAGCUGUGCUAUUUUGCUUCAUUAAGCUACAAUUCUACCAGAUUGUGCAAAUCCCCCACAAAUUUUGCUAGAAUGAACAGUAAAUAGGAGGGUGCUGGAAUGGAGGGUGUCCCAGUCAUCUCCAAAUCAAGAUUGAUGAUAUUCAUCGUUGGAAUAGUAGAGCUUGGAACAUUUCAAAGGGUGCAAUAUAUCAUUUUUGAUGUAGUUCUAAAAAAUCAUAUUUUAACAAAAGUGAAAUUUUUCAAAAUGAAAAGAGGAAGAGCAAUUUUAUAGAACAGUCUGUCGUAAAGGUUUAAAUAAUACAAAUUCUUGCUGCUAAAACGAUAGAAGCUUUCCUUGAAAUAAGGUAACUUGUAUUCAGCAGGACAAUGGAAGCCAAGAAAAACAAAAUUGCAGUGUUUGAAGAAAGUUUUCCGAAUGAGGUAAUGUCUUCAGAAGAACCUGAAGAGCCAGGCUCAAAAGGUUUGACCAUCUUUGAACGAGAAGAAAAUUUCAGGUUUCAAGGAACAACAGGAUUUGUCGAGGAAGAGAAAUCAGUUUUUCAAAAGGCAGGAUACCUCAGGCUGCAAGAAUCAGUCCCUGUUGUCCCUAGAAGAGCUGCCAUUAUAUGCCUAAUUCUCAACUGCUUGUUUCCAGGCCUUGGUACAGCAACAGGAGCGUUCGUCUCAAUAUUGUGGCCUUGUGAUCAACAUAUGGCCGCAAGAUGGGUCGAAGUGUUUACUUGGAACAUAAUGGCGUCAAUAUUUCAACUGAUAACUGUACUCUACUUCUUCAUUGGUUAUUUCUGGGGUAUUUGGUGGGGAAUAACGAUGAUACAGAUAGCUCCACCAACCGCACUUGCAAAAAAAUUUAACAUCACGGUGGGCCGAAAGAAACGACAAAGCUAUCUGGAAAGAAUGUGAAAAAGCAAACGUAGGGAUGACAACUGACCCAGGCAUAUAAGAAAGCAAUGUGCUCUUCACGACGAAAGCCAAAAGAAGGUGUGAUGGACGCGCAUGAUUAACAAUAUUUACCUGCAAGAUAACGGUGAGAUGUCUCUUGUUUUCAAAGCAUAAGCACCAAAGAUGAUCGAACAACCAGGAGGAUGUCUGAAUGUCAGGCCCACUUUGGUCCAGUCAUUCAAAACAAAACUCAAUGAUACAUUAUGUCAGGGGAAUGCAAAUGAAAACUGUCGAAACCGCAACAUAAUAACAUAUUAUUAUAAAGGAUAAGCCUGUUGCAAAAUCGUGUUCAAAAAAGUAUUUGAUGCAGGUGUAUUUCAUCCAGUUACAUUUGCAGGUGGACUCCAUUGCUUUCGGGGUCAAUAUCGUACCGGUUUUUCGGCUGCGAUUGGUCAAAGGUUCGUAGACAGAAAAGAAGGUGAAAAAUCUCCAUACUUGGAAAAACUUUCAAAAAAUGGAAAAGACUUGCACUCGAAUUUUCUUACACAUUAAGUUAUCCCUAUCCAUCAUAUCAUUAAAGGAAGUUUUCAAGCUUACCUUAAGCAAAAUGUAUCGAUAAAUCCCGACAGGACAUUUUCUGCCCCCUCCUCAAUGCUACUGUACAUUCGCAUAUUACCCACAUCCGAAAAAAAAUGUUAGAUUAAGGAUUGGGAAUUUGAGGCCGCAAAUAAAAUCGUCCACGUGUGUGGUUUCCAAAUAUUGGUUAAGGUUCACGGCAAUCCGCUUCCGCCAUACAGCGCUCUGAUUAGCGGAAUGGAAAUCUCUCUGUUCUGCAUCUGAUCCGAAUUAUCUAGAAUCCAAUAUCAGGGGCGAAGCCAAAAAAAACUUUCGGAAGGGUA
Rhopilema esculentum is the source of this 5856-nucleotide messenger RNA. RefSeq names its product protein stum homolog. The record is from RefSeq and is a predicted model, not a curated record. Lineage: Eukaryota; Metazoa; Cnidaria; Scyphozoa; Rhizostomeae; Rhizostomatidae.